GAAAUGGAAACGCUGCCUGCUGACUACCUGUUUGCUGUUACUCACAAGGAAGAUGGGUUCUCGGCAAGAUGUGCUCACAGACACCACAAAGCUGGCAUCGUACACUAUGCUUCUGCAGGUUCUCUUUCGUCUCCUUACUUUUGCUUUGAAUGCGUUUACUCUGCGGUAUGUUUCCAAGGAAAUAAUUGGCAUUGUAAAUGUACGGCUGACCCUUUUUUAUACCACAGUAGUGUUCCUUGCCCGAGAAGCCUUUCGUAGAGCCUGUCUGAGCCACUCCACACAGCAGAGCUGGACACAUACCAUACACCUCACAUGGCUUGCUGUUCCAUUAGGACUCGGCUGGUCGUUCAUUCUUGGAUGGAUAUGGCUGAGAGUCUUGGAUGCCCCAGACCCUGAAAUCAUCCCACAUUAUGGCACGGGUGUUUUGGCAUUUGGAAUUUCAGCUGUGGUGGAACUUAUAGCAGAACCAUUCUGGGUACUUGCACAAGCUUAUCUUUUCAUAAGGUUAAAGGUUGUUGCUGAGAGUCUUGCAGUUAUUCUCCGUUGCUCAGUCACUGUAAUUCUGGUGCUUCUCUGUCCUCAGUGGGGACUUCUGAUAUUUUCGUUCACUCAG
Messenger RNA from Nanorana parkeri, 613 nucleotides. Its product is annotated as protein RFT1 homolog. NCBI's taxonomy places the organism in Eukaryota, Metazoa, Chordata, Amphibia, Anura, Dicroglossidae. The annotation marks the transcript as partial. The transcript is spliced from 5 exons. Gene Ontology annotation, cellular component: endoplasmic reticulum membrane. The record is from RefSeq and is a predicted model, not a curated record. Gene Ontology annotation, biological process: dolichol-linked oligosaccharide biosynthetic process; glycolipid translocation.